UAUUAUACCAGAAAACUUCUUAAUAUUAUUUUUUCAUGAUAACGAUAAGAUUAGGAGAUCAAUAUUAAUCACGAGUGACAAAAGCAUAUCCAUAACUUUCGAUUAAAUAUUCAUACAUCUGAUUGUCAGAGCCCUUAGCCUUAGCCAUAGAAUCUUUGGUUCGUAAUUUUCCAUUAAUGUCGGGGUACUCCUUGGUUUUACUUGCUACGGUCAUUUUAGAGGAACCCAACCCCACUUCAUACGGCAUAUCUAUUUCCACCUCCACUCGAAUUUAGCUAAACCAAUAGAUAAUUAGAAACUGUUUCCCCUCACCAAUGUCCCGAAAAGUUGACUGCCCACUCCGAGCCUUUGUAAAAUGUAAAACAUCUUUAAAAAGUCACUCUUGAACACACACUCAUCCAGAACGUAUCAAAAGUCGUUCAAAGUCAAAUCCACUUAACACUGCUGACGCAACGACAUACAUACAUUUUUGGUCCUUCGAGAGAGAUACUUGGCCUGUCUUGAAAUACACAAUUUAUUAUUCCGAACAAUUGUUCGGGUUUACGAACAUACAGUUCAAUUUCGUGUCGAGAUUUUGUACGAGAGAUACUAGUGAAUGUUAGUCCAAAGUACAGUGAUAUAGCAUCCAAGGAGCCUACGACGUUUCAAUCUAACAAGUAGCAUUCAGCUGAAUUAGAAGACCUUACUUGGACAAGCACUAACUACGGUGAUCGACCGUCAGACCAGGAAAGUUGAGAAUAGUAUCUUCAUUCCAGCAGUAGCGAAAAGCAGCAUCCGAAAACAACGCCAAUCAGAUAUUGCGUUAUUGCCAACUUCGUGUCGAUCUCAAACGAAAUGACUUCCUCGGUGAAAUGGAACAAGCUUCAACUGUUGAACAGACAGCGUGAUAACGCUAAGGAUCAAGUGGCGCGCAUUCUAUUGUCUUUACUUGAGGAUCCCGAAAUGUCUACCGGGGCAUUGAUGGCACGACGGUCAAAAUUAGAUCAGAUGUACAAUACGUUUUCGAAAACUCAAACAGAAAUAGAGGUUAAUGACGGAGUUAGUAACCAUGCAGAGGAGUGGCAAUCAUUUAAUAAUCAAUUUUUUAAAGCCAUGGAAAUAAUUAACAAUCAAAAAGUAAUAACAACCGAAAACUAUAGAGCUGCACCCAGUUAUAAGGUACCAGAUUCGUCAAGUACAGUAAAACCAACCAGUUCUAUUUUAAGGAAAAUUGAAAUCACGCCAUUUAAUGGCAAUCCAAUAAACUGGCAUAGUUUUCAUGAUAUCUUCAAAUCUUCGGUACACGAUGACAAGGAAUUAAUCGGUUUGGAAAAAUUCCAUCUCUUAAAAAAUGCACUUUGUGGAGAGGUGUCCGCGAUAGUCGAAUCAUUAGAGGCGUCAGAAAGCAACUAUUUGGUGGCUUGGGACUUGUUAUGCAAGCGAUAUAAUAAUCCGCGAAACAUUAUUAAUGCUCAUUUAAAACAUUUGUUUGACUUACCAGAAACUACUCAACCUACAGCGUUGAAUCUUAUACAGUUAGCAGAGCAAGCUCAAGUGCAUUUUAACGCGUUGCAGGCUGUAAGCAACCCUACUGAGCUCUGGAAUACAUUCUUAAUACACGUUGUUGCGAGUAAGUUAGGUAAAAAUGUUCGUGACAGGUGGGAACGUACUUUGAAAAACGAGGAAGUUCCUACAUUUAAGCAACUGUUAAAUUUUAUUAACAAACUUGCAUGCGAAGCUAUUAUGGGACAGGAGAAUUUGAAUACAUUAAAUACUCCGGUUACCCAAGAUAUACUACACUUAAAAACACAAGUCCACGAUCAGGUAUACGGAGAGACAGACAAAAAAAGACUAAAGACUUCUAAUUAGACUGCUUAUGAUUCCAAGUUUCUGAGGUGAAUGACGAUAGGUCAAACUUAGUCCUCUCACUAAAAAACGCCCUAGCCUUUCCCACUCCGUGACCAAAUUCUUUCAGAAUAACAUUUCUAUUCAUUUAAGCAUCAUCGAACUGCUUGGCUUUUUUACAGGGUCAUUAUGAAACAAAUUUUUGAGUAUUAGGGUAUGCUGCUGUUAAGACUUUUAACUUUAACCAAUAUUUGUAUAGAACAGUCGUUGAUACUACAUUCAAAUUUGAGCCAUUUUACACCUUAAUCGCUGGGAUCGAAGCAACUCUGAAUUCGCACCCUUUCACACCCGCAUCCUAACGAUUUCCUUGCCUUAUCGCCCAGUCUUUAUGAUUCGUUAGGAUAUGUACCGGAACAUGAUUUAGUUGACGUGCAAACUAAUAAGCUGUCACUCUGGCAACACAUCCAACAAAUUAAACAACGGUUUUGGAAGAGGUGGCAAACAGAAUAUUUACAGGAGUUACGCACAAUGAAGCAAAUUGUACACUCAAAAUCGCAGAGGAAUUAAGGAGGCCAUCCUAGUAACCCUCGGAAAUGUCAAUGCUCGAGCGCUUCAACGGCAGCUAGUCAUCGCAGUUCUCCUUGGAGAAGAUAAUAUAGUCCGCGUGGUCAUAGUUUGGACUCCGUAUGGCACUUACAAGUUGAAGAAUUUGGUACUAUUACGCAUACGAUAAACAUCUAAUGUGUUUGGUGACGGCUGAAUGUCCCAACACGAGACUCUCCAUCAGAAUUUAGUUUCUGCAUCAUUGUGAUUCCCGGUAAUCACACAUCAUCUGGACGUUAACAUCGUUUCCACAUCAUCAAAAUCUAACGGGAACUGUUUCCGUAAAACUAAACAAUUCGGUGUCACGCAGUUACUUAAUCGUUGACAAGCGUCCAACCUUCGCGUAUACGAUCGUAUUAUUUUCAUACGCAACACACUCACACACAUAACAUCGAAGUUUGUGAAUUCUAUCAAUUCAAAAAUCAAAGGAUUUUAAUGCUUUCGGGCUGUUUCCCUUUUCUGCAUGUCGUCAAGUUUUUCUAUGCCUCCUCAUGUGCCUAUGUAUUUAGACGUUUUCGACCCGGUACUUGGGGAGGGGGCGCUAGCUUGCGCAAACCGAUCUUGAGAGGAUCACGUCUUUCUUCUUGAAGAUUCAAACAAUAUCACGUCCAAGAGAUUCCGUUUCCGUCGAAACGGAAAGAGAUUCAAUCGAAUUAAUUGAGAAUUUUCGCAUUGAAGAUUUUCGAUCGUACAGUAUUUAUAGAAUAAAAUAUGUUAUAAUGAACCGAUAAGCAACACUUCGAAAGUUGAAAUUUAAAUCAAUUUUACACAAUUCCAUAAACAUUUAGUCUGUCACGAGGUGAUUUAUUAACGAAAGCGAUAAAAAGUGUUUUAAAUAUAAUUUCAUGUACAGCCGCAAACAUUUUCUAACUCCUUCAAAGAUACUAACACAUAAUUGUACAUUUAGCUUUCUUAAAAUUCAACAACAAAUGAUUACAAGACUUUCUUCUGUUCUUGUGCGUUACUCGCCUUCUAGAAUAUUUAUUUAUGUGGUUAUUAUUGGUUUAAAGUAAAUAAAAUAUAAUUGCAUACUAGAUUUGGAUGUCUUCUUUUAUCCUUGAAAGAGUCAUCCCUGAGGGAGUUGCUUUACUAAAAAGCAACAUAGAGUCACAUUUUCAUCAAUCUAAUUACUUUCCUUAAUUACAUUAUGAUACAGGGUGUCUCACAAUUAGUGUAGGUCCCAAAAAUGGGGGGUAGCUCACGUGAUUCUGAAUAAGGUAUCCCUUUGCAAGAAUAGGGUUUGGAGCUUCGUUUUUGAAUUAUUAAGCAAAAACACGGACCAAUCAGAGCGCAAAAAUUACAUGCACCCAGAAGCGAGAGCAAAAGGUUCGAGCCUAGCAUGACAUACAGUAAUUGUGAGACACCCUGUAUAAUAAUCAAAAAAGAAUAAACUGUAGUUGAUUAAAAUUAUAAAAAAAGGCAAAUGUCAUGAUUCGUCACCUUCUUUAGUUAUCGUAAUAUAUCUAACUCAACUCAUUGGCUGAAUGAAAGAUCGUGUCAAUGAAUUAAGAACGUAUAAGCCAAAAUUUGGAUGGUGGGAGUGAAGUUCCCUUGCCUCUCCACUGACCGUGCAAAAACUGAUUCUGUCAAUUGCACAGUAUGUGACUCAAUUGCAAAGUGUCAACCAUGUAUGUAUACUCGACCAGUACCGACGGUAAUGCAGUUAGCUUCGGAGGAGGAGUAAAUGCUCCCGUACAACCUUACACUAUUACAGCGAUAACAACAGAAACAUCCAUGCGCAAAAUAUGCCUUCUUCAGAUGCUUCGCAUGUGUUGUUUUUUCAUCGCAGUUGUAAUUAUAUUUGUAAUAUUUCUGGCAGCGACUGGAGUAAUGUCCAGCCGUCAGUCAACAUGGCAUAUGGAUAAAUAAGAAGUGCACCAGAAUGGAAUUAUGGUUAAAGACACGAAUUAACCAAAAACAAGAAUUAAAGUAAUAUAAUACACGAAAAUAUUGGUUGCAGAAAUUUCUCACUAAGAAACAAUGCUUGUCGAUACCGAUUGUACACAUCUUUCAGUAAAAACUGAACAACUAUGAAACAAAUAUCGCUAAAACAAUGUACUACUUUGACAAGAAAAAAGGUGCAAAUAAAAGGAUAUCAUUGACGUUUCUAAUAUAAGAUACGUGUAUUAUAAUUCUGUUAUACAAUUUACGUUUUUCACUGGCAGAGAACAUUGUCCCGCUGUUUAUUAAUUUUAUUUGUAUCUUUGCACAAUAAGCAGGAAAUUGAUCCGUGAAUAUUUCGAUGCAAUUUAUAUUACCAUUAUAUGCGCAAUUUGCUUUACUAAAGAAAAAUGAUUAAGGACCUUUUGAUAUUAAAUAAUAUUAAAGAACACAUU
Messenger RNA from Megachile rotundata (alfalfa leafcutting bee), 4763 nucleotides. RefSeq lists its product as uncharacterized. NCBI's taxonomy places the organism in Eukaryota, Metazoa, Arthropoda, Insecta, Hymenoptera, Megachilidae. The record is from RefSeq and is a predicted model, not a curated record.